AUGGUUACCACGAGAAACAGAGAGCGCGCCAACAGCGCCACCGAAGCAAACACCAAAACGGCUGCCACUGCUACUGCCGGCGAGAAGCACGGCAUUGAAGAGGAUGCUGUUGCUGCUGCUGCUGCCAACGGGUCUCCCGACGCCAAGCGGGCAAAGAAGUCUGAAGACGUCGACUCCACUCGCCAGACGACCUUGGAGGAGACGUUCGGAAAGCAGGAUGCCACAAAACCCGUGAAGGCAGACGACUCGACAGAGCAGAACAAGGAGAACGUCGACAUGGCGAUGAUGGAUCCCGAACAGGCUGAGGAGCCGACGAAGGAAGAGGAGGCGGCCAUGGCCGAAAAGGUGGAAAAGGCAGAGAAGGCCGAGGAGGCGGACAAGCCUGAAGAAGCAGACAAGUCCGAGGAACAUCAACACCUCAAAGAGACACACAAGACGGAAGAUACCACGACAAAUCCUGCUGGCGGUGAGACCGCUGAGCUCACCCACGAAAAGUCCAAGGUCCCCUCCAACAUACUCGAAAAGGGCAUUGUCUACUUCUUCUUCCGUGGCCGCGUCAACACUGAAAAGACCGAGGAUGUCGACGACAUUGCCCGCAGCUACAUCAUCCUACGCCCAAUGGCCACGGACUCCAAGCUCGGCGACGGUCCCAUUGGCGACGCGGGAAACACCCGUCUGCUCGCGCUGCCAAAGAAAGUUCUCCCCGAGAGCGGCAGGGACCGGUUCAUGGCUUUCGUCGAGAAGUCGGGUGCUUCCUUCAAAGAGUUGAAAGAGCAGUUCCUGUCUGGUGCGGACAAUCAGACCAAGGCCGGCACGUCGCAUUCUCCUGCUGCGACGCCUGCCGGCGAAGGAGUCUAUGUCAUCACGUCGACUGGCCGCGAGAACCAUCUCGCAUACAUGCUGACUCUGCCCUCGGACCUCGGCGAAGUUCAGAAAGAACUUGGGCUCAAGGAAAAGGGGAGCUUCAUAUUGAGCACCAAGAACCCUUACAAGUCUGGUCCUGCGAAUGCGAGCCUCCCGGAGACGCCCGACUUCCCAGACAAGAUCAAGGAGCAGUUUCGCGACCUUCGCUGGAUGCCGACUAAGCCCGAGCACCUCGAUUACGCCAACGCCCAGGUUCUCUUGAUCGGCGAGUCUUCGGGUAUCGAGAAGGCCGUCGAGCCAAAGAAGAAGGAUGUCAAGCAGGGCAACGACGACCCCGAGACCGUCCUCCAAGAGAUCGAAGACGAGGAUAUCAAGCGGAUGGAGCAUCUCUCGGGCGACGACUCGGCUUCCAUCUUUGCUGAUCUGCAGGCUCGAGCCAAGGACUACCCACAGUUGCAGACAACCUUUUGA
Colletotrichum higginsianum IMI 349063 is the source of this 1335-nucleotide messenger RNA. RefSeq lists its product as uncharacterized. The record is from RefSeq and is a predicted model, not a curated record. Lineage: Eukaryota; Fungi; Ascomycota; Sordariomycetes; Glomerellales; Glomerellaceae. The transcript is spliced from 2 exons. The coding region runs from base 1 to 1335 and encodes 444 amino acids.